GGCGCCAUCGGGACCCCUCGCCGAUCAAUCCGGCUCGAGCCACCGUGAGCACUAGGCAGUUAGCGAAAGGAGAGCGUUGAUGGCGGCGGGGAACGGAGAGGCCGCGGGGGCGUCGGCGGCGGAGAAGAAGGUAGAGUGCGCGAUGGUGUCGGAGGCUGCGGAGGAGGUGGCGGCGGUGGACGAGGUGGUGUUGGAUGCGGCGGAGAAGCUGCAGCCGGAGGUGGUGGAGGAGGUGUUGAAGGUGGAGGUGGGGAAGCGGGAGGAGGAGGAGGAAAGCGGCAGGAUGAUCACCCUGAAGAGCUCGGAUGGCGAGCUGCUCGAUGUGACGGAGGCGUCGGCGAGGCAGUCCCAGAUCUUCACGCAAUUGAUCGACUCCGGCAGCGCCGACCCGCACAUCCUGCUGCCCAUCGUCGACGCCGAGACCCUCAAGAAGGUGAUCGAGUACUGCGACAAGCACGCCACCGACAGCGACAACGAAGAGCUCGAGAACUGGGACGAGACAUUCAUCAACGAGCUGUACGAGGACAGGGAGCGCCUCUUCGAGGUCAUCAAGGCCUCCAACUACCUCUGCAUCGACGGACUCCUCAACCUCACCUGCGACAAGGUGGCCGACACGCUCAAAACCAAGACCCUCGAGGAGAUCCGCGAGGCCUACAGCAUUCACAACGACCUCACCGAGGAGGAGAAGGAGGAGAUCCGCCGGGAGAACGCAUGGGCCUUCAAGCGUCGGAGUAAAGGAGUAAAACGCAUGCAAUCCGACCAUCGGGAGGAGAGCGGCAGGAUGAUCACCCUGAAGAGCUCGGACGGCGCCCUGAUCGAGGUGGCGGAGGCGUCGGCAAGGCUGUCCAAGACCAUCGGGAACAAGAUCGACGACGGCCGCACCUACCCGUACAUCUUACUCCCCGAAGUCGACGCCGCGACCCUCGAGAAGAUAAUCGCGUACUGCAACCAGCACGCCGACAAGAAGUCCGACACCGUCGAGGAGAAAGAGUACCUCAAGAACUGGGACAAGACCUUCAUCGACGAGGUGGCCGGCGACACGGGCUUCCUCGUCAAGGUCGUCACGGCCUCCACCUACCUCAAGAUCGAUGGACUCCACGACCUCGCCUGCCUGAGGGUCACCGAGGCGGUCAAGGAAAAGAGCCUCGAGGAGAUCCUCAAGGCCUUCAACGUCAGCGAGUAGGAGACGCGCGCCAGGGCUUCGUGCGUGGAGUACACACCUGAACAGUAAGCCGCAGUGUCGUCGUCGUCGUCGUAAUGGUUGUUGUCUCGUAGUGUGUUGUGUCUCUGGUAGAUUCAGAUCCAGUCGGCUUAGGCUUAGCUUGAGUUCUUGCAUCCGGGAUCCUGUCCACGAAGAACAGAGUCGGCUGUGUCGUCGCCGUUGAAUGCUUUGAACUGCUGGAUCGCUUGCAUGAAGUGAAUCUUUUGCCCCCAAUUUGGUUGCUGCGUCUUCUUGGUUUUCAUGCAGUUCGUCUCCUUAUGUCUCCAAGACUACCACGUUUACUCCUUGGAAUAUGGUUCGCUGGUUGGAUUCCAAUCAAAGAUAUUCGGUUGUGUUUUGGGUGUAAGUUUUGGGGUUGAGUUUUGCUCGGAUUCAGGUGCGAAUAAUGCUGUAUUUCGUUUUGGAUUGAUCCCUACUGAUCCCUGUGUAUUUUCCUCGAGUUGUUUUGCUUCGUGCUGUUUAGAUAAUUAGAUUCCGGCAUGGACUGAAUAAUGAAGGGAAAACGUU
Oryza brachyantha (malo sina) is the source of this 1729-nucleotide messenger RNA. RefSeq lists its product as uncharacterized. Gene Ontology annotation, molecular function: cullin family protein binding. The transcript is spliced from 2 exons. The record is from RefSeq and is a predicted model, not a curated record. NCBI's taxonomy places the organism in Eukaryota, Viridiplantae, Streptophyta, Magnoliopsida, Poales, Poaceae. Bases 80 to 1183 code for a protein of 367 amino acids. Gene Ontology annotation, biological process: SCF-dependent proteasomal ubiquitin-dependent protein catabolic process. Gene Ontology annotation, cellular component: cytoplasm; nucleus.